Molecule: messenger RNA, 855 nt
Organism: Penicillium samsonianum
Lineage: Eukaryota; Fungi; Ascomycota; Eurotiomycetes; Eurotiales; Aspergillaceae
Product: 3-hydroxyacyl-CoA dehydrogenase family protein
Exons: 1
Coding region: 1-855 (284 amino acids)
Biological process (GO): fatty acid metabolic process
Molecular function (GO): NAD+ binding; oxidoreductase activity, acting on the CH-OH group of donors, NAD or NADP as acceptor
Source: RefSeq, a predicted model, not a curated record
AUGCCAUCAAGCCCGUGGAAGAGACCCGACACAAGCACCCGCCCAAUCGCCGUAAUCGGCGGCGGCGUGAUGGGCCGACGAAUCGCCAUGAUGUGGAUAGCCUCUGGCUUCACUGUAAUCCUGUGCGAGAAAGCGGUUGACUACGGCGGCGCCGUGAGUUACGUCCAAGAACACGAAGGCGAGCAAGCGGCCAAACAAGGCACUGAUCCCGCCGAGCUGAAAACAACAUCUUCGCUAGAAGAAGCGGUCGGAAACGCCUGGAUGGUCAUCGAAGCCAUCCCGGAGAAGCUAGAGAUGAAGAUCGCGAUGAUGACGGAGCUGGACAAAGUCGCCCCGCCGGACUGCAUAAUCGCCAGCAACUCGUCGUCGCUGCGGUCCAGCCAGAUGAUCGUCAACACGGAGAAGAAUUACCGCAUCUGCAAUGGCCACUACUACAUGCCGCCGGAGCAGACGUACUUCGAGGUCAUGUCGUGUGGCUACACGGACCCUGAUAUCUUUCCGUUUUUGAUGGAAAAGGCUGCUCAAGCUGGGUUCAAGCCUGUGCAUGCUCAGGUAGAGUCUACUGGGCUGGUGUUUAAUCGCAUUUGGGCAGCGCUUAAGCGUGAGAUCUUGCUUGUCCUGGCUGAUGGUGUGACUGAUGCUCAUACCAUUGAUGAGAUGUUCAAGAGUUGGUUCAAGGCUACCAAGGGUCCGUGCCAGAUGAUGGACACUGUUGGCUUGGAUACUGUGUACAAUAUUGAGGUUGUCUAUACCCAGCAGCGUGGUCUGGAUACCACUGCCACGGAUUGGCUGAAGGAGAAUUAUCUUGACAAGGGCAAUCUGGGCGCCAAGGGUGGAAAGGGUUUACUUGGAUAA